AUGACAGUCACCUACUCUCGCAGGGUUGCAGAUGCAGGUCUGGGGACCUUUUUUCACCUGCUCCUGCGCUGGAAGGGCAGCAUCUAUAAACUACUCUACAGAGAGCUCAUCAUCUUCACUCUUCUCUACUACUUCUUCAGUAUUGUUUAUAGGUUUGUGUUCAAUGAGGACCAGAAGAGGCUGUUUGAGAAGCUGGCAAUAUACUGUGACCGCUACGCUGAGCUCAUCCCAGUGUCCUUUGUUCUUGGUUUCUAUGUAACCUUGGUGGUGUCCCGUUGGUGGGGUCAGUUUGAGAAUGUCCCCUGGCCAGACCGCCUGGCAGCUUUAGUAGGUGGUCAUGUUCGUGGAGCUGAUGAGGCUGCCAGACUGACUCGAAGAACUCUGAUGAGAUAUGCCAACCUCUCUGGCGUGCUCAUCUACCGCUCCGUCAGCACAGCUGUCUACAAGAGGUUCCCUACCAUGGAGCAUCUGGUGCAGGCAGGUUUGAUGACGUCAGAGGAGCUGAGGCACCUGGAGAACUUGCCCUCUCCUCAUAACAAGUUCUGGGUUCCCUGCAUGUGGUUCGUCAGCCUGGCUCUAAGAGCCCGGACUGAAGGUCGCAUCAACAACGACGUGGCACUCACAGCUAUUCUCACUGAGUUGAAUAGUUUACGGGCAAAAUGUAUGAAGCUGUACGGUUAUGACUGGAUCAGCCUCCCUCUUGUCUAUACUCAGGUGGUGACAGUGGCUGUCUACAGCUUUUUCCUGGCUUGUCUGAUUGGACGACAGUUUUUGGAUCCAGCUCAAGGCUACCCUGGUCAUGAUCUGGACUUCUACCUGCCAGUUUUCACCCUGUUGCAGUUUUUCUUCUAUGUCGGUUGGCUGAAGGUGGCUGAGCAACUCAUAAACCCUUUUGGUGAAGAUGAUGAUGACUUUGAGACCAACUGGCUUGUUGAUCGCAAUUUACAGGUCUCCUUGUUGUCUGUGGAUGAGAUGUACGACAGCCUGCCGUUGGUUGAGAAGGAUAUGUACUGGAACGAGUCCGAACCUCGACCUCCCUACACUGCUGCCAGUGCUGAACACUGUAAACCCUCCUUCAUGGGCUCAGCUCUGGAUAUCAGUGUUCCUAAGGAGGACAUGGAGUUCCAGUCCAAUCUGGAGCAGAUCAAAGAACACGAGGAAGCAAACUACUCCACACCACUGCUUGGAGGGCUGGGCCGCCUCCUCGGUGUCCAGUCCCCUAACUUUCCUCGCUCCUCCCGGGUCUCUCUGCUACGUCGCCGACCUGGAGCUCCGCUAAGUCGCUUCCCCCUGUACCUGCACCAAGAAUCUCCAUCACCUUUGAGUCAAACCCGCCAGCCCUUGAACCAUGAGCGAGAUCCAGACUAUGCCUUCUCUACCAUGCCCCUGUACGAGAGGUCGGGUUUCUACAGCUGCCCACAAACACCCAUCCACUGCGUGCCCCCUGCGGUGCCCCGUCCUCGAGCCACCCGGAGAACUCAGAAUGAGUUUGAUCGCAGCUGCAGCUCUCUGGCUCAUCCAUCGGUGGGUUCACAGUUGCUGCCUCCUGACACCCCCAACCACAUCCCCCCACCGCCCUCCUCUGCUUUCCCCUGGCUGAGUGAGGAUGGUGAGGUGCCUUGUGCUCCGACCUUCUCCUUCCCUGAUCUUCCAACUGAACUGUGUCCAAUAUCUAAACUCAGACCUGGACAUGGCUUACUGUCUCGUCGCCCUCCACCUCCCCGCCUCACUCUGGACACCUUGCCAUCGGCCGAGAGCCAGCCCGGACCCCUGAGUGCUCGGGCACAAGGAACUGGAGGGGAAAAGGUGUUCUCAUUCACUCCUCCCUCUCGCCCAGCAGCUGCAGCAGCAAAUCCCAGUAAUCCCAGCAGCAGCUCUAGCAGCAUUAAUGCAACAAGCACCAACAGCACUGGCACAACAGGAAGUCUCUGCAACGGUAUAAGUCUCAGUAAUUUUAGCAACCACGGGAACUUCAGCACCAACAUGAGAGCGAGCAACGGGGGCACCAAUGGCAGCCAGAGCAAUAACAUGAACACAGUUUCCACUUCGGCGUCAUCGCAGCAAGAAGCCAAUCAGCCAAACUCGCCCAAUGAUUCAGGAAUCUCAUUGGCUGAAGGGGACCUGCUGGGCGUGUUAGUGGACGGAGGGGUGAACAAGGCGGCUGGGGGAAGGGAGCAGGACUCAGAAAAGAAGGUGUGA
This is a messenger RNA of Scomber japonicus (chub mackerel), 2199 nucleotides long. It is a transcript of the gene best1, whose product is annotated as bestrophin 1. The transcript is spliced from 9 exons. Lineage: Eukaryota; Metazoa; Chordata; Actinopteri; Scombriformes; Scombridae. Gene Ontology annotation, molecular function: chloride channel activity. Bases 1 to 2199 code for a protein of 732 amino acids. The record is from RefSeq and is a predicted model, not a curated record.